AAUUACUGCCAUCAGACAGAUGCUGCUGGGGAGAGAAAAUGACAAGCACCAAUACGACAAAACUUUUCCACUUCAGACAUAGACCUACUUUUAAUUUCCUUCAGAACAGCCUCAACUCACUACAUGUCUUGCUGCUGAAUUUAGUUAUCAACACCGCGUUACUUUGUUGCUGUUUGCCGCUGGUGUUUACUUUGUAACUUCACGUAGCGUUACAGUAAAUGGUGGACCAGUGAACACCCUCACUGCAGUUUUUCGGCGUGAUGUCCGAACAGGUCCUGUUGAUGAUGCUGCAGUCCCGAAGAACCAUUUAAACAGCAACAUUUUGCGUUUAUUUUUAAUCUCAGAACAGAUGCCAGUUUGCUGACGAGGAAUGAAAUACAUGCAUAUGAAAUCCUGCGUCGCGUCGCUGUGAAUUGCAGAUUUUUUGUUCUGUUCAAUGAUGCAGCUACAUUUGCUCUGCUCAGCUGUCUGUGGAGAGGGAUAAACCAUCGGUUCUGGAUUUAUAUGGCUUUAUUUGUUUCCUCCGAGUGUUUCUGACUAGUAAAUCUCUCUAUUAUUAAUAUGGAGGGCGAGAUUCCUGUCAUAUUAGAGCAGUUCAUGAGCAGCUCUCUUGUCACCUGGGUUAAGACAUUAGGACAACUAGGUGACAAAGAGGGGAACGUGCUCUCUGAAUACACUGAAUUAAUAGAUGGCAUAUUCCUGAACAAAGUCAUGAAUCAGAUAAAUCCUGAAGGAACUGUUCAAGGUUUAAACAAAGUAAACAAUGACAUCGGCCAAAGAGCUCAAAACCUGUCUGUGCUCAUGUACCAUAUUAAAUCAUACUACCAGGAGACUCUGCAUCAGAUGAUCAUGAUCCCUCCACCCAAUGUGCUGCUGCUGGGCAAAAAUCCAGUCUGUGAGGAAGGUCUAGAAGAGAUCAGGAAAUUGCUGCUUCUCUUGCUUGGCUGUGCUGUGCAGUGCGAAAGAAAAGAGGAAUAUAUUGAGAAGAUCCAAAAUCUUGAUUUUGACACAAAAGCAGAAAUCGCAGCUCAAAUCCAAGAGGUAACUCACUGUCAGGAGAAUGUGUUUGAUCUGCACUGGUUGGAGAUGGAGGGACUGUGUCCGGAAGAAUGGGAAAACCUCUGCAGAAGUUUGUCCGUUAAUCUCAAAAUGUUAGUGGACCAGCGAGACCGCCAAUUUGAGGCCAUCGUGGAGCUGAUGCAGGGGAAAGAGAUGAUGAAGUCUGCAGUGUUUGGGAGUGACUCGUCUCUCUCAGAGCCCGAAAGCAGCAGACUCCCUUUAUCCCAGCAGCAUCUGGCACUAGAGCUGACCCACGCUAAAGCCAAGAUCAAACGCCUCAGACAGGAGCUAGAAGAGAAAAGUGAGCAGUUCUUGGACUCCAGGCAGGAUCUGGACAGUGUGGAGGCCGAGCUUAAAAGACUUCAGCAAGAGAACAUGCAGCUGUUAACAGAUGCACGAGCAGCCAGGAUGUAUCGUGAUGAGCUGGAUACCAUGAAAGAGAGAGCCAUCAGAGCAGACAAACUGGAGAGUGAAGUGACUCGCUAUCGAGAUAAACUUCACAACAUGAACUUUUACAAAGCAAAACUGGAGGAAUUAAAGGAGGAUAAUCAGGUGUUGAUGGAAAGUAAAGCCAUGCUUGAAGAACAGCUGCAGAGCAUCAAAACACGCUCUGACAAACUGCAGCCUCUGGAGAAACACAACCUCCUACUAGAGGCAAAACUUCAUGACAUGGAAGAGGAAAGAACUGCAAACAGGAGGCAAAUAGAGGAGCUGAUGGAAAGGAACGUCAUACUGGAGCUCUCUCAGAAAAGGAGUAUGGAGGAAUCGCAGCGUUUGGGUUGGGAGCUGGAACUGGCCAAGAGUCCUCAACAGAAUUCAGCAACAGAGUUAAAGUCUUUGAGCCAGGAAGUAAAUGAAAAGACCUGUAGCAGGUUGCUGAAGCUGGAGAAAGAGAACCAGAGGUUGCUGAAAGCCCUUGAAGAACUUCAGGGAACAUGUGAACCACUGAAUGAGUUCGUUUCUCAAUCUAAUCACAUUCAAGGAAAGGGAAGAACGGAUAUAGUUGACUGUGAGACUUACAAAUCUACUCCAGCAUUUGCCAACAUGCAAAAUGGCCAAAUGACCACACCAACCCAGCGGACCAGCAAUCAGUUUCUUGACACAGAACAUAAGCAUGCAUCCUUGGAAAAUGCUAACGGCAAUCUUCCUUGUCUUGAAGUGGAGCUUCACGAAUUAGAAGCAGUGAACCAAAGUCAAGUCAGUUAUAACCAUAAUGAUGCACAAGCAGAUAUUCAAAACCAAAGUAUAACGCAUGAGAAUGGAUAUCUGGAGCAAGAUAAGAGUUCCCUGGAGAAGGAGAACCGGAGAUUGCGGCAACAAGUGAAGAUCCAGGAGGCCUCAUUAGAUAGUAGCAGUUUGAAAAUCGCAGUGGUGGAGAAGGAGAACCGUACCUUGGUUAAAAAGAUAUCCAACCUUAGUGAGGCCUGUGCGAAGUACAAAGAGCUGGAGAAGGACAACCAAGAGCUGAUUCAACAGGCUGGAGUGGACAAGAGGAUGCUGAUCACAUUGAGAGAGGAGCUUCUGGAUCAGAGGCUGAAACUUCAACAGAAAGAAUGUGAUGUUGAGAAGUACAUCUAUGAACUAGAGAGGAUGAGGUUGAACCAGGAGACACGAAUGGGAGAUCACGAGGCUGUAGAUCAAGGUCAGUGUAAGCAGUUGGAGUCAGAGCUGGAGUCUUCACUAAUGAAAUCCCUGAAGAUUAAGAAAGAGAGAAUGGCUACUCUGGAGGCCCGUCUGCAAGAAUCGGCCAAGAUAAACCAGCAACUGCGACAGGAUCUCAAAACUGUCAAGCAGAACUAUGAGGCGAUGCUUCAGAAGGAUGAAGAGGAAAAGCCAGGCCAGUGCUCUCCACCAGAGAGGAUGUGGCACAGAGAAAGUCAGGAGGCCACUUGGGCAUUGCUCAAAGUCAAAGAUCGAGUCAUUGAAGUGGAGAGAAAUAAUGCAACAUUGCAGGCUGAAAAACAGGCAUUGCAGACUCAACUACAGACUUUACAGACGCAGUCAGAUGGGUUGCAGGCACAAAUAAUUGUGUUACAACAGCAGACAGCGUCAUUGCAGGAGAACAACACCGCACUUCAGACACACAAUGCACAGCUGCAGGUUGAGAAGUCCACUGUAUUAUCCCAGAAUUCCUCUCUGGCGGCUCAUAAUACACAGCUACAGCGGGAACGCCACAGCUCUGAGGCUGAGAGGGAGGGAGCGGUGCGGGAGAGAGAAGAUCUGCGCACCGUCAAUGAGCUGCUUCUCCGGGACCACGAGAGAUUGAGCGUCCUGCAUGAGAGGCAGGCAGCAGAAUUAGAGGUGCUGUCCCAUAGAUACUCGACAAUGGAGAGCAGCCACCGGACCCUGGAGAUUGAGCACAGAUCACUGGAGGACAGGUAUAACACUCUACUCCAACAGCGCGCUCAGCUGGAGGGCUUGGAGAAAGCUCUCAGAGAAGAGCAGAAGAAGAUGCAGAAUGAGAUAUGCACAAAUAGGAACGUGACAGCAGAGUGCCAAAGACUCAGAGAUGAGAAAGACUGGCUGAAUCAGACCUACCAGAAGCUGUUGGUGGAGAACGAGGGACUUCAACUCGAACACAAGAGCAUGAAGAGCCAGCUGAACUCCAUCCAACUGGAGCAGACACAGCUGGAAUCAGAGCUGUCCAAACUCAAAGAUCUCAACCAGCAGCUGGAGAUCUCCAUCAUCAAACUGACCAACCAGUGUGAGUUGCUGUCCCAGCUGAAAGGGAACGUAGAGGAGGAGAACCGCCACUUGCUGGACCAGAUCCAGAGCUUGAUGCUGCAGAAUCGAACCCUGCUGGAUCAGACUAUGGAGAGCAAGGACCUGUUUCAUGUGGAGCAGCGACAAUAUAUAGACAAGCUGAAUGAGCUCAGAAGGCAGAAGGAGAAACUGGAGGAGAAAAUCAUGGACCAGUACAAGUUCUAUGACCCGUCACCUCCACGCAGACGGGGGAACUGGAUAACACUGAAGAUGAGGAAGCUGAUGAAGACCAAGUCUCGUGAUCAAGAACAUGUCCGUUCGUCCUCUCCUCAGCUUGGCUCCGAGUCAUGUGAGGGUCUGGAUGACCUGCGCUGUCACGACAACGGUUCCUUCAUGGGUUCGCAGGGCUCGGAGGAAUCUGCUUCCAACUCCCUCAAUGGUGACACCCUUUCCCCAAAGAGGAGCAGCAUCUGCGCCCUGAAAAUGUUUCACGUUAAGCGUAACAAACCGAAGGAUAAAGACAAAGUCAAGUCUCUCUUCCGCCGAUCUCUGUCGAUGAAUGACCUGCUGCUGUCAGAGGGAUGUUUGGAUGGAGACUCCAGGCAGCAGGAGGAUCAGCCAGAAGAGCCAACCAUUGCCAUUUCAAAAAAACACCAUACAUCAGCAUUUCAUCAUUACUCUUCCAUUGACAUUCGUACAUCGAUUGGUAAUCAAGGUAAAGAAACGAUUCCAUCGGGUCUUACAAAUUGCACCGAAGGCCAAGAUCAUGGUAGGAACCAAUCAGGCACGAAUGGCAAAUCGAGCCGUGCCCCCAGCGCAAGCAGUGGUGAGUUCAGUGUGAGCCUGGAGAACGAGGCCUGGUCCAGUGAUAGCAGCCCCCAUCCAGAUCCAUUCUCCUCCAACCGUCAACGAUUCAACGAUUCUCCUUCGUCCUCCCGCCCCAACCAUGAGGAGCUCAGGCAGGGUUAUUGCUCCUCAGGGAGCGGGGUACGGCGUACAAGCAGUGGAAGAUCUGCCGGAGACCGCUCAACCCCAAAGCUGGACAAAGCAAACAUCGGACUGUAUAAAACUCAGAGCGUGCAAAGUACAGAGUCUGAUUCCAAACCUGCCCUCGAUGCUCAUGGGAAGUCCUCCUCGGUGUCAGGGUGUUUGAAUUGCUUUGCCACUCCGAUGCGAAGCCCCAAAACAGGCCAGGCUCUGUCUACUCUUCCUCGAGCCAGCUGCGUCAUCUCCACGUCCGAAGGCAACAGUCGGCGUGCCAGUGUCCUCAGCACUGUGUCUGGGAAGUCAGUGGGAUCGGUUUCAAGUAAGAACGGCAAAGAACAUCAACCUGAGCCCAGCGAGGAGGCUCCAAAAGAAAGCUCUGUUUUGGAAGAAGAAGACCACAAACCUGACAAAAUCUUUGAUUCGGCGUUCACUAUAGAUUCUGUUUUCACAAACACAAUUUUCAGUGAGUCAAGUUAAAGUCCGCGUGAGCCUGAAGUUGUUGAGAUUUCUAUUUCAGUAUGUUGAUGUAGUUGUAGCUAAAACUGAAUAUUGAGUAGGGGCGAGGCUUUCUUUUGUACGUCAUUCCCUUUUAGCAAACUAACGGUAAGAGCGGAAUGGUCAACUGGGAAGGACCACCACUUCAAACAAAGAAGCAGAUGGUCAGACUUUGAUUGAUAAUUACCAAAACAAACAUUAUUUUUCAGUGGAUUCAGUUGCACGGAACAAUUGUUCACUCUAAGAACAACAACGUGAGCUAGCAAAGGAAGCACUGAACAUUUUGAUUUUACACAGACUUAGGAUAUCAAAUGAACCAUUUGACCUUCUUAUUUAGCGACAAAGUGACAAGUUAUUUUCCAUCAAUGUGAAAGACCUUUCAAUAUAUUAGUCACUACAUAUAUAACUCUGAUCCUGGAGAGCCACUUACUUACCUUUUCUAUCACUUUUCAUUUCUGGAAAAUACCCGAUAAUGUGUUGGGAUUUGUCCAACAUAGGCUCAUUGUGUUUACAUACCCCUGUCUACAUUUCUGGAGAGCGCGAAUUAUGUAGCCAGUGGUAUGUCUGUCUGCAUUUCGUCUUUAAAAUGAACGCUAUAGAGCGAUAUGAUGCGUAUAGUGGCUUGCCGCGUACGUCAGCGGACUAGGCAUCCAGAGCAGAGUUGACCGUAAUGACGG
Danio rerio (zebrafish) is the source of this 5921-nucleotide messenger RNA. The record is from RefSeq and is a predicted model, not a curated record. Lineage: Eukaryota; Metazoa; Chordata; Actinopteri; Cypriniformes; Danionidae.